AUGUCCACCCUGUACGAAGACACUCCGCUCCACAUCGAUGCCAGCACGAACAUUCGACUGCUUGAGAUUAUCCAAGCAGAUGACGAAACGGCUCCAAUAGCCUGCACUCUUCGCGUAAUCGCUCUCCAGGAGUCGCCCAAAUACACCGCACUUUCAUACGUUUGGGGCCCACCAACACCCGCAAAAGAUAUUUUAUACGCGAAAACCUUUGGAACUUCAUGUAUCAAGCAAGGAAAGAUCGGCGGACUUGCGCUUUCUGGAUAG
Messenger RNA from Alternaria arbusti, 264 nucleotides. RefSeq lists its product as uncharacterized. The transcript is spliced from 2 exons. NCBI's taxonomy places the organism in Eukaryota, Fungi, Ascomycota, Dothideomycetes, Pleosporales, Pleosporaceae. The record is from RefSeq and is a predicted model, not a curated record. The coding region runs from base 1 to 264 and encodes 87 amino acids.